GUAACUCUGAGUAAUACACCCUGAUCCGUCUGCGCUUCCACUUUGUAUAUAGCCUCAACAGCAGGCGUGAGGGUACCCGGUCACAUAUGGCACCAUCCAGACUAUUAAGAAGAGUGUUACUUUCAGUGAGAUCUCUUUUCUGCCUCUCCCGCGGCCGAGAGCUCGCGGCCACAGGGCGGAGAAGGGUAAUCUACAGCCAUGUGUCUCACUGCCUUCUCCCAGUCACACUCAGUUGGGGCCUGGUUGUACUUGUAUGGUUCCUCCUGGACAUGGUCCUUGUCGGCAGUCUCACCCCUCCCGUGCAUGCAAACAGGCUGCAGCGGAUACAAGAGAGCUGGAGAAAGCCAUCCGAUUCCAUUACAGCGCUAUCCCCCUGGCCGAAGGACUUUAGCCAGGGCAUCACACCUAUCCGGUGCCAUUCACAUAAUGACUACUGGCGCAAGGUUCCACUGUUUGAUGCGCUCACCGCUGGUUGUGUGGGCGUAGAGGCAGAUGUAUGGCUAGAUGAAACGUCCAACAACCUACUGGUAGGCCACCGGAGCUCAUCCUUAUCGGCUGACCGCACUCUACAGUCUCUCUAUAUCAAGCCCCUGACCACAAUCCUCACCCAGAUAAAUCAAGGCGCCAACUUUCCUGUCCCCAGAUCCGGAGUUUUCGAGGCCUUUCCUAAUGCAAGCCUGACACUCCUGAUUGAUGUCAAGACCGACGGCCAUACUUCCUGGCCCGUGGUGAUGGAUCAACUAGGCCCCUGCGUGCCGGUGGCUGUAGUGGGCACUGGGAAUACCCCAUUUAACCUAGUCAAUGCCGACGCCGAAUACCGGGACGUGUUCUUUGAUGCCCCACUAGAUCAACUUGCAGACAACACCAGCUUCACCGCCAACAACUCAUACUACGCAAGCGCGUCGUUACGGAAAGCUGUCGGGAUCAUCUGGCCCUGGGGACCAAGCAGACGUCAGAAAGAGACCAUGAAGAAGAUGAUCGAUACGGCCGCGGCAAGGGGAUUAGUGUCACGAUUCUGGGAUAUACCCGGGUGGCCGGUGAAUCGACGGACGAAGCUCUGGCGAUUCUUAGUGGAGAGCGGGAUUGGAAUACUGAAUGUGGAUGAGUUGUUCGAGGCGACGCAAUGGAUUUGGGAUUGGUGCAUAUUGCGGGGUGGGUGUUAUGUUAAGUGAUUUGAUGUUGGGUAACGGCAAUACUUUUUCCUUCUACUGAACUUAGCACUGUCUUACUGUAUUAGUUGUGAAUUGAGGUCAAUAAGGCA
Aspergillus novofumigatus IBT 16806 is the source of this 1261-nucleotide messenger RNA. RefSeq lists its product as uncharacterized. Gene Ontology annotation, molecular function: phosphoric diester hydrolase activity. Bases 87 to 1172 code for a protein of 361 amino acids. Gene Ontology annotation, biological process: lipid metabolic process. The record is from RefSeq and is a predicted model, not a curated record. The transcript is spliced from 3 exons. Lineage: Eukaryota; Fungi; Ascomycota; Eurotiomycetes; Eurotiales; Aspergillaceae.